AUGCUCACCCUCACCAACAUCUGCCGCCUCCCGACCAAGCUCCGCCGCCGCGCCCGCCGCCGCCGAAUGGCCACUCUCUGGUUCCUCGCGCUCCUGACGCUGGUCGUCUUUUUGCCCGUGUACGCCGUCUACAAACCCCCGACGAUCCUGCUGCGACACCUGGCGCGGCGGUGGCCGGACGUGCUGUGGCAGGUAGACGGCUUGCCGGCUGACCGGCGCGUCGUGGCGCUGACCAUCGACGACGCGCCGUCGGACCAGACGCCCGAGAUCCUGCGGCUGCUGCGUGAGCACGGUGCGCGGGCCACGUUCUUCGUCAUCGGCGGGCAAGUGGAGGAGGACGGCGGGCGGCGGAGGGACGUGCUGCGGCAGAUUGUGCGCGAGGGUCACGAGCUGGGCAACCACGCCAUGCACGACGAGGCCGCCCGCUCCCUGAACCCGGCCGAGCUCGAGGAGCAGAUCCUGCACGUCCAGGAGCUGCUGCGCGACGCCUAUGCCGAUUCCGACGGCGACACGACUACAACCACUACCACUACUACUACUACUACUACUACGACGACGACGACGACGACGCAGCGAUACCAAUACUACCGUCCGGGGUCGGGCUUCUUCACCGACUCGAUGCGCAAGCUGGUCGCCCGCCUGGGCUACCGCCUGGUCCUGGGCAGCAUAUAUCCACACGACGCGCAGAUCACAAACUGGCGUCUCAACGCGAGGCACAUCCUCAGCAUGCUGAAGCCAGGAAGGAUCGUCAUCUGUCACGACCGGCGGAGCUGGACGGUGCCGAUGCUUACAAAGGUCCUUCCCGAGGCCAAGAGACGCGGCUACAGGUUCGUCACCGUCACGGAGUUGCUUCUCGAGGCCGAAGAGGUGCUCGGAGAUACGUGA
Pyricularia grisea is the source of this 885-nucleotide messenger RNA. RefSeq lists its product as uncharacterized. Lineage: Eukaryota; Fungi; Ascomycota; Sordariomycetes; Magnaporthales; Pyriculariaceae. The transcript has a single exon. Gene Ontology annotation, cellular component: membrane. The record is from RefSeq and is a predicted model, not a curated record. Gene Ontology annotation, biological process: carbohydrate metabolic process. Gene Ontology annotation, molecular function: hydrolase activity, acting on carbon-nitrogen (but not peptide) bonds. The coding region runs from base 1 to 885 and encodes 294 amino acids.